GUGUUUUAUGGUAUUCAUAUCUCCUUUUGGAGGGAGGGAGAGGGGGGGAACCACGCGAAUCAUCAGACAGCAUGUGGGUCCACUUGAUUACCCGUAUAUUAUUUAGUGAAAUUUGUGGAAAUUAUGAGGUGCACACACAAAUCCGGUGAUAAACCUCUCUGCCUCCCGAUUGGCUGAGCAGGUCACAUGGGCGCCUAACUUUAUUCAGUUGACAGCAAGUAGGAGGGCUCUCUGGAAGGAGAAAAAAAGACAACACGAGAAAAAUUAGUAUUUUCUACCUUCCGAAAUUAAUGGCCAUGAGUUCGUAUAUGGUGAACUCUAAGUAUGUGGACCCCAAAUUCCCCCCUUGCGAGGAAUAUCUGCAGAACAGCUACCUUGCUGAGCAAAGCUCAGACUAUUACGGUGCCUCGCAAGGCUCUGACUUCCAGCACCAGGGAAUCUAUCCACGGUCAAACUACAGCGAGCAGCCCUACGGUUGUAGCAAUGCCCAGGGCUCGGCAGUGCAGCCGCGGGGUCACGGGCAGGAACAAUCCGGCCCAGCGAGCCACUUCCCCGGGCAGGCUGAGCACUGUCCCCCGCCUCCAAUGCCCGCCACGAGGACCUGCAACCAGCAGCCCAGCCUCAAAAGCCCCAACGGGUCAUCGCCACCAACAGCAGCAGGAGCAAUGAAGCAGCCAGCGGUGGUUUACCCUUGGAUGAAGAAAGUCCACGUUAACUCAGUGAAUCCUAAUUACACCGGAGGAGAACCGAAGCGCUCCAGGACAGCCUACACGAGGCAGCAAGUCCUCGAACUGGAGAAGGAAUUCCACUUCAACCGGUACCUGACUCGGCGCCGGCGGAUCGAAAUCGCCCACACGUUGUGUCUCUCCGAACGCCAGAUCAAGAUCUGGUUCCAGAACAGGAGGAUGAAGUGGAAAAAAGACCACAAACUGCCCAACACCAAGGGCCGGUCCUCUAGCUCUUCCUCGGCCCCCAGCCAACACUCACAGACUGUCUCCAAGGAGCAUCAGACAGACUUGACAACUUUGUAGGGAACUUGGAAGAUGGUCCGUUUCAGACCCGGUUGAUUCGGAACUGAACUGUCCAGGAUACACAAACAAACAUACAAACAAGCACCCAAGCAAACGCACAUGCCGGCUAAAAGCAGAAACCUGCACGUAGCAGCCAACAACUCCCAAAUUGUCCUCAUCCUGCUUUAAGGUACUGAAGACAAACCCAACGAUAUUAUGGACUUCGUAGGAAUAAUGCAAAACAGCACAACCAUUCACACUCAAACAAACUCUGCAUCCAGGUGGUGAGAAAGUGAUAAUUAUAAAUAUAUAGAUAUAGAUAUAUAUACAGAAAGAGAGAGAGAAAGAUAGAUAAAAAUAUUUUUAAAAUAAAACUCCUCUGCCGACACACAGCUAUUGCACCAUUACAAACGGAAUCGCAUUGUGUUGUUUCGUCUGGGAUCUCCAAGGAGAGAGGUUUUUUGGGGUGGUGGUGGAAUUGAUUCUCUUAAUUUCGUUAUUUCUUCCUCCCCACCCCCCAAUGCCAUUCCGGGUUGUGCAUUUGGGUAAAUCCUAAACCGAAGUCUCUGAAAACCUGUGAACUCUUCCCCUCGUCCCCCGCUCAUCUCCGCUGUUACCGUUAAUUUUUUUGUUUGUUUCUUAAGGGGAGGGGAAAGCGUUUCCAUUCUUCUAACUUUUCAGAAAUAUUUAAUACAAAUAUGAUGUGAAACGGGUUAUUUUGUUGUUAUUUUUUGUACUGUAUUAGCGUAUUUAUUUAUUUCUUGUUUAGGAAAAAGAAAAAGUUAGAGAGACAAACCAAAAAGAGAGAGAGAGAGAGAGAACGCAAGCGUGUACUCUCCCUGCCUUUCAAUGUUAUUCAGUGUUUUUAUCUCCCAUAAAAAUAGAGAUCUUUCUCUCCCCCCCACUCCCUGACCCCGUUUUUUUUAAAAAAAAUUCUUCUGUAUAUAGGCAAAUGUUUUCUAGCUUUUAGAGACGAGGAGCAAAGCAUUAUUAUCGUUUUUGAAUGAAAUGGAUUAAAAACGUUUCCUUUUG
Molecule: messenger RNA, 2042 nt
Organism: Podarcis muralis (Common wall lizard)
Lineage: Eukaryota; Metazoa; Chordata; Lepidosauria; Squamata; Lacertidae
Gene: HOXD4
Product: homeobox D4
Biological process (GO): positive regulation of transcription by RNA polymerase II; embryonic skeletal system morphogenesis; anterior/posterior pattern specification
Cellular component (GO): nucleoplasm; nucleus
Molecular function (GO): RNA polymerase II cis-regulatory region sequence-specific DNA binding; DNA-binding transcription factor activity, RNA polymerase II-specific
Source: RefSeq, a predicted model, not a curated record